GAGUAAACUGCAGUCCGCUUGGCGUGGGGAGUGGGAAUGGAGGGGGCGCGAAGAAACCGGUGUCUUUUGGCUCCUCCGAGGCUCUGUAGUGGGCGUCCGGUGCGUCCCUAGCAACCGUUUGCGCGCGCUCACAGCUUGCCUUCCCUGAGGCCCGCCCACCGAGGUGUCUGAUUGGUUCCUGACCCCUUGUUUCACUGCCUAAGUCGUUCUGCGAUUGGUCGGUGGGCCAGAAGCGCGCGGAUCGUCACGUUGCGAACUCGACUGAGACUAGCGCCGGGUUUAGGUGUGGGCUAUCGGAGGCGGGAGGUUGGUGCCCCGUUGCUCUGCUCUUCAUGGAGGACAGAGGUCCACCAGUUUUUGCUGAGGACUGGAAGUGCUUGUCUGGGAGUCCUCUGGCUCAAGAAGGCCCAGCUUUCCAUGCUACCUUCGAGCCCAGCAAGCCACUCUCCAUAGCUCGUAGACACCUGAGCAGGAAGAAUGGGCUUUCCAGACUCUGCCAGAGCCGAAUGGCACUCUCCGAGGACAGGUGGAGCUCAUACUGCCUUUCAUCAUUGGCUGCCCAAAACAUCUGCACAAGCAAGCUGCACUUUGCUUCUGGACCUGAGUAUGCUGACCCUAUAGCUGGGCCACUGGGCAGUACGUCCUGCUGCUCCUUGCUGCGUGGCCUGGCUUCAGGGUGCUCUGGACCCCUGCUCUCCACCCCUGUGUGCAACCCCAACAAGGCUGUCUUUACUGUGGAUGCCAAGACCACAGAGAUUCUGGUUGCCAAUGACAAAGCCUGCAGCCUCCUAGGGUACAGCAGUCAUGACCUGAUCGGCCAACAGCUCUCCCAGUUCUUCCUUAAGUCGGAUUCCGAGGUGGUAGAAGCCCUCAGCGAGGAGCAUGUGGAGGCUGAUGGCCAUGCUGCAGUGGUGUUCGGCACAGUGGUGGACAUUGUCAGUCGAAGUGGGGAGAAGAUUCCAGUCUCUGUGUGGAUAAAGAGGUUGCAGCAGGAUCGUGGCUUGUGCUGUGUAGUGGUUCUGGAGCCUGUGGAGAGGGUCUCGGCCUGGGUCGCCUUCCAGAGUGAUGGAACUAUCACAUCAUGCGACAGUCUCUUUGCUCAUCUCCAUGGGUUCACAUCUCCAAAGGACGUAGUUGGACAGUGUAUCAUAGACUUGAUUCCAUCCAUGCAGCUCCCUCCUCCUGGCCAACAUGUUCCAAAGAGUCUCAAGAUUCAACGGUCUGUUGGGAGAGCCAGAGAUGGCACCACCUUCCCUCUCAGUCUGAAGUUGCAAUCCAAGCCCAGUGGAAAGGCUGUAGCUGACAGUGAGGCGGCCUCUGAACCAGGUUACCAGGCUUCCGUGUGGGUGUUCUGCACCAUCAGUGGCCUCAUCACUCUGCUGCCUGAUGGCACAAUUUAUGGAGUGAACCACAGCUUUGCACUAAUGCUGUUUGGUUAUGGGAAGACAGAGCUCCUGGGCAAGAACAUCACUUUCCUGAUCCCUGGCUUCUACCACUACAUGGACCUUGCAUAUGAGAGUUCUGCACAGCUGCCAGAUCUGGUCAGCUGCAUGAACAUUGGCAGCAAGAGCGGGCCUGGGGAGAUGAGCUCCCAUGCCCAACAGGACUGGGAACUGCCCAGUGGGGCCCAGGGUCCAAGAAUUGAUGUGGUAUUGGCACGGGGCCACAUGCCAUCACAAGAUGAGACCCUGAAGCUGGUGGGAGGACAGGUCUCCCCUGGGACUCAGACACGGUUGGAAACUGGAUGCCAGAUACUUCCUCCUUCUGCAUCUCAGCCCUCGCCGGGGGUGGACAGCAACUCAGUAGAUGGUGAGCAGUCGUUGCUCACAGAGCAGCGAAGCAUUCCAAAGAGGAACCUGCUAGCCCAUGGUGGACAGUUACUAUCUCAGAACCAACUAGACACCCCAGAAUUAUCCCUACCAGUCCUUAAAGAACAUUUAUUGUCUGAAAUUCAGAAAAAUAUCUCAGAGGAAAGCCCAGUAGCCCACCGGAAAUGGUUACUAUCCAAGGCCCAGCCCGACACCGCAGAAGGAAGCCUGCCAGCCCACGCUGCGCAGUUAGUGCGUGCAGGCCAGCGCAGCCGUGUCUCGGGAAAGGAGAACAAGGCCCAGCACGGCACCGCAGAAGGAAGCCUGCCAGUCCACGCUGCGCAGUUAGUGCGUGCAGGCCAGCACAGUCGUGUCUCGGGAAAGGAGAACCCUUCAGCAGCAGAGAGCUACAGGGAAGGUCUGUUUGAAGAAAGCAGGUCCAAACCAGUGGAUGCAAAACUGUUUGCUUUAUGUGAAGAUUCUGAGCCUCUCAUCCCAGUUAAGGACAGGAGCAGCAGGUUAGACAUGUGUAAUCUGCAACGGGGAGCUCAGUGGGAGUUGAUGGGUGUCAGCAGUUCCAGCAGCCCUGACCCUUGGGCUGAUGCCACCAUGCAUGAGCCCCACACUACAGGGCAGGUAGCAGGAGGGAGCCUGACAUACUGCCCACAGCAUAGAAGCGAGUGGAUUGCGCAGCAGCGAGGCCAGGACACAGCUCCCAGCCCCUCUGGAAUGGCGUGUGUCUUGCUUGGGACACCCACUCUGGAUGAACCAUGGCCAGGAGUGAGAAAUGAUCGAGAAGAGCUGCAGACUUGCUUGCUUAAGGAACGGUUGUCCAAGUCAAGCUUUGGGGGAACUCUGGGCAUGUCCUGUGUGGAACUUGUCCCAGCAGAACAUCCUCCUUUCACCGCCCCUGUGUCCUUCUGUGAGCUGGGAGGCCAAGACCUAUGUGCUAGCCGCUCAGGCAGUUCCUCAGCCUGUUAUGCUUUGGCCACCGACCUCCCUGGUGUCCUGGAGGCAGUGGAAACCCAGGAGGCUGAUGUGAAUUCUUAUUCCUGGAACCUCAAGGAGCUCUGUCUCAAUGACCAGACAGACAGAACUCCAUCACAUUGUUCCUGUACCACGUCUGAACUCAGCGAGACGCCAUCUCUUUCAGUGGUGGGGUCAGAUUUAGAUGUGGGUGUUCUGUACAGGCAGACUUCAGGUAUUUUAGUUGACCGAGAGAUGUUGCUCCUUACUGGGACCUAUUCUGACCUUGGUGAAGGCCAACGGUUCCAGGACAUGGGAGCAGGACAUGAUCGAGCAGAACUGUCUAACAUUUCUUUGGUAUCCUCUGAACACUAUGAAACUAGUGACAUAGAAAGCCCAGGUUGUGGCCCUCCCAUACCUGAUCCUGGUCCCAAUGAUAUGUGCCUAUCAUCAGAGAAGCCCAGGCUGAGUGCCCAGAUCACUUCCACUCCUGUGGCACCUGGGGCCACCAGCCUGCAGCAGGAGAUCCAAGAGGGCAUCUACUCUGGAAGCUGCUACCACCGAGAUGGCUUACGACUGAGUAUACAGUUUGAAGUAAAGCGUGUGGAGCUCCAGGGCUCUGCAACCCUGUUCUGCUGCUGGCUGGUGAAGGACCUCUUACAUAGCCACUGGGACUCAGCCACCCGAACCCGCCUGUUCCUUGCCAGCCUGCCCAGCUCUACCCACUCCAUGCCUGAGCUGUCUGGAUCCAGCUUUGGAGAGGUGCUCAGAGCUAAGCCGUUGUUUGAGGAAUCCCCAAUACCUGCAGAGCUAGAGGGUCUGGCGGCCUGCGAGGGAGAGUACUCCCAUAAGUAUAACACCAUCAGCCCACUUGGCAGUGGGGCCUUUGGCUUUGUGUGGACUGCAGUGGAGAAGGAAGGCAACAAAGAGGUGGUGGUGAAGUUUAUUAAGAAGGAGAAGGUUUUAGAAGAUUGUUGGGUUGAGGAUCCCAAACUUGGAAGAGUUACUUUAGAGAUUGCGAUUCUGUCCAAGGUGGAGCAUGCCAACAUAAUCAAGGUUCUGGAUAUAUUCGAAAACCAAGGGUUCUUCCAGCUAGUGAUGGAAAAGCACGGCUCUGGCUUGGACCUCUUUGCUUUCAUUGACCGCCAUCCCUGCUUGGAUGAACCCCUGGCGAGUUACAUCUUCCGACAACUGGUGUCUGCUGUAGGAUACCUGCGCUCCCAAGGCAUCAUCCAUAGAGACAUCAAGGAUGAGAACAUUGUGAUUGCCGAGGACUUCACGAUUAAGCUGAUAGAUUUUGGCUCAGCUGCCUACUUAGAGAGGGGCAAACUAUUUUAUACCUUUUGUGGAACAAUCGAAUACUGUGCACCUGAAGUUCUCAUUGGAAAUCCCUACAGAGGACCAGAGCUGGAGAUGUGGUCUCUGGGGGUUACCCUAUACACACUCAUCUUCGAAGAGAACCCCUUCUGUGAGGUGGAGGAGACCAUGGAGGCAGUCAUUCAUCCCCCAUUCCUGGUUUCCCAAGAACUUAUGAGUCUUCUGUCUGGGCUGCUGCAGCCUUGCCCUGAGCAGCGAACCACUUUGGAGAAGCUGAUCGUGGACCCCUGGGUGACACAGCCUGUGAACCUUGCUAACUACACCUGGGAAGAGGUGUGUAGGACCAACCAGCCAGAAAGUGGCCUGCAGUCAGCUGUAAGUCUGGAGCUGGGGAGUAGGAGUCCAAGUGCAGUGGCUCAGACAGAGGGUCUUUGUGGGCCUCCUGUUCCCAGGGAGACUCCUGGUGACCAGCACUGCUUGCAUCUUGAGGACCCCUCUUUGCCAGUCGGCUGAGCAAGCUCUCCUGCUCUUCUCCACUUGGUUUGGGAAAUUGUAUGGAUUUCAGGGCUUCCUACCUGGAGAAAGGAAGUUGUGAAGAAGGGUGAAUUUCCCUUCUAUAGAUUCCUGUGCAAAUGCUACAAGAGCCUGCGAUACUAUUUUUCUUAGGUUUAUAAUAUAGACUUGUAAUUCAUGUUUUUUUUUUAUAACCUUGAAAAUCAUUCUAAUGUUCAAUUACAUUGUGCUAUUAAAGAUCUUUAAGUUGUAAGUCUCAGAAAGA
Messenger RNA from Mastomys coucha (southern multimammate mouse), 4869 nucleotides. RefSeq names its product PAS domain containing serine/threonine kinase (gene Pask). The transcript is spliced from 18 exons. Gene Ontology annotation, cellular component: cytosol; cytoplasm; nucleus. The record is from RefSeq and is a predicted model, not a curated record. Gene Ontology annotation, molecular function: protein serine/threonine kinase activity; ATP binding. Gene Ontology annotation, biological process: negative regulation of glycogen biosynthetic process; intracellular signal transduction; protein phosphorylation. Bases 333 to 4604 code for a protein of 1423 amino acids. Lineage: Eukaryota; Metazoa; Chordata; Mammalia; Rodentia; Muridae.